Molecule: messenger RNA, 2504 nt
Organism: Ilex paraguariensis (yerba mate)
Lineage: Eukaryota; Viridiplantae; Streptophyta; Magnoliopsida; Aquifoliales; Aquifoliaceae
Source: the annotation of a GenBank genome assembly
GAAUUGAGCUGCUGAGUGAAAAUAGCUCAUGCCCUCACAGGUGCUAUAAUGGUGACUUCUUCCUCUUAAGCUGCGAAUGCCAGAAGACUCUGCUUUUGUGAUCAGAUUUCACACAGAGAUAUGAGGAAGUUCGACCCCCCGUGGCCCGUUUUCUUCAGGCGUCAAUUGAACCGAAACUGGCCCCUCUUUGUCGGUUUCGCCGUCUCCGGCACCGGCAACGGCCUUACUAGAGAGGAUGCUAAGAACUCCAUAUUCGUGCAGGGGCACAAGAGGACUCAACUUUCUUUUCCCCGGAUAUGUUGCAGAGCAACGUAUGGUAAGUGAUUAAUUCAUGUUCUUCUCCAUGUGACCUUUUGGUAAAACCAUUUCAUGAUCUCAACCUGUACUUAGAAGCUUGUUACAGAUAUGGCGAUGUUGUUCAGAUAUUUCUUAAAUUUUUGUUUAUAUUUCAAGUUUUUUCAAAGGGAUAUUCAUUUUUUUUGGUAUAUCUAUUUAAUGAAGUCUAUUUUCUGGGUUAUGAAUGUUUAUUGGGGUUUUAUUCCUAACCGAGAAGACCAAAAUUGUUCAUGUUUGAAGUGAUAAUGUUUGAUCUGAAAACGUUAGUCUUUGAUAUUAUUCCUGUUAAAUCUGGGACAGAUGGUUCGUUCAGUCUAAGAGUGAUCCCUCCAAACCUGUUAGCAGCAGAAAAAGAAGAAGCUAAGGCCGUGUUAACAUUGUUCUUGAAGAAACAAGGCUUGAGCAAUCCAGCUGCUGCAAAAAUUAUCAACAAGUCAGACCCUUUCAUUGAUCACCUUGUUUCUCGGCUUCAUUCUGUUCACAAAUCUCAUUAUCUAGUAGGGCGAGAACUUACCACUCUUGAAAUUAGGGAUGCGCUUAUUCCGUACCUUGAAACUCUAUUUGAGGAGUAUGGUGACAUUCUAGUAGAGGUAGUGGAAAAUUUUCCAAACCCUCCUGUUGAAGAAAGAUUGGAGGAAAAUUUUCUAACCUUGUCUGCCAAAGAAAGGUCAGUUCCAUCAGUGUCUCCUCCCAACACUACCCUUGACUCCAAGAAGCUGAAAGCCAUGGCUCGAGUGAGUGAUAUUGGCCCAACUGGGAAGCUCCCUCAACAUGUUGUCUACCUCAUGGAUCUUGGUAUGGAACUUGAGAUGAUCAAGGAGGUUACCCGGAAGUUCCCUGCAUUCGCCUACUAUAGCUUAGAGGGGAAAAUCAAGCCUGUGGUUGAGUUUCUUCUUCAUCUUGGGGUACCAAAAUCUGAUAUUCCCACCAUACUCAGCAAGAGGCCCCAACUUUGUGGAAUCAGUCUUUCUGAAAACCUGAUACCCACCAUGAACUUUUUAGAGGACUUAGGCGUGGAUAAGAAACAAUGGGCAAAAGUGAUUUAUCGCUUUCCUCCACUUCUCACCUAUAGCAGGCAGAAGUUGCAAGCAACAGUAGAUUUUCUCUAUGAAUUGGGACUAUCUGCUGAGAGUGUGGGUAAGGUUCUUACACGCUUCCCAAACAUAAUUAGUUACAGUAUUGAGGAUAAGCUUAGGCCCACGGCUGAGUACUUCCGUUCUAUUGGGGUGAAUGUUGCAGUUCUUCUCCACCGAUCUCCACAAACUUUUGGUCUAAGUAUUGAAGGGAACUUGAAGCCUGUGACGGAAUUUUUCUUGGACAGAGGGUACAACAUGGGGGAUGUUCGAACAAUGACCUCAAGAUAUGGGGCACUGUAUACUUUUAGCUUGGUAGAGAACUUGAUACCAAAGUGGGAGUUCUUUUUGACCAUGGAUUAUCCAAAAUCUGAGCUGGUUAAAUUUCCUCAAUAUUUUGGUUACAGUUUGGAGAGGAUCAAACUUAGGUAUUCAAUUGUGAGGGAAAAAGGAGUAAAAUUGCUGCUGAACCAGGUGCUCUCUCUUUCCAAUAGUGAGUUUGAUAAAGCUCUCAAACGUAAAUUGAAGAAAAAAAGCUUGAUUGACGACUAGUGUCCAAGUAUUUGAUAGUGCUGCAAAGAUCUGCAAUUGGAUGUGCAAGAAGAAGACUGACUCCAAAAAUGUCGGGAUAAGGCUGUUGAAUUGAGUUCCCAAAAAGGUGUUGGAUGUGAAUAUUUUGUUGCAUUGUUUGUAAGUAUUAGGCAAACUGCGGGCUGUGUGGAUUUUGUUGUUCUGGAAUUCUAUCAAGGUACUGAGGAAAGAGUUACUGUUGUAUAGACAGCUGCAGAAGAAAUGAAGCAAGCAUGGACUAUGCUCAAUUCUGUUUAUCUAACAUACCUACAUGUAAUGUGACACCCCCACAUACAUGGAACAGGGGAAGAGGGAACAGGGAGAGGAGGAAUUACUUCGAACAUUGUCAGUGUUAAAUACUUACCACAGCGUUGUAAGAUGCACAGAAUACCAUCGCAUUAUAUUCGAUGUUGAUAUUCCGGAAAGUGCUCAUUACCUCGCCCUUUUUGGCAGCCUCUGAUUUUGACAACGAUGAGAUCAGUUUUUGAUGGAUCUAUUUAAAACUAUAGCAGCCAUUGAAUUUUG